AUGAGUGAUUGCCAGAGAUUUAUGGAGAGUAUGACGGAUUUACCAAUGAAGAAAUUUGAUGAUGAAAAGAAUUAUGGUGAAUAUAUGAUUGAAUUUAUUUCAUCGAUGUUCAAGAACUGUUUUGUUCUUCAUACUAAUUUUUAUAACGAAAAAUUGUUUUGUUUUAUAGAUCAAAUGAAAGAGGAGAAGGAAAACAACAAGAGGCUUUGGUUAGAAAUGUGGGAAAAGCUUAAAAAUGACAAUACUUCUCCUUAUUUUGUUAAUUUACCAUGA
This is a messenger RNA of Trichomonas vaginalis G3, 273 nucleotides long. RefSeq lists its product as uncharacterized. Bases 1 to 273 code for a protein of 90 amino acids. The transcript has a single exon. NCBI's taxonomy places the organism in Eukaryota, Parabasalia, Trichomonadida, Trichomonadidae. The record is from RefSeq and is a predicted model, not a curated record.